This is a messenger RNA of Belonocnema kinseyi, 2459 nucleotides long. It is a transcript of the gene wkd, whose product is annotated as TBC1 domain family member whacked-like. The record is from RefSeq and is a predicted model, not a curated record. Bases 353 to 1456 code for a protein of 367 amino acids. NCBI's taxonomy places the organism in Eukaryota, Metazoa, Arthropoda, Insecta, Hymenoptera, Cynipidae. The transcript is spliced from 5 exons.
CAGUGCCUCUCACCCAUGAUUGGCCGAAACCUGAUUGCUUGUUAAUCAUUGAGUUUUUGCCUUUUUUGGACGCCCCAUAGACACCCAUGGACUCUGACAGAUGUCAAUCGUAAAAAGUAAAAACUCUGGGCGUGAAGCGAUUAAUAAAAGUGCAAGUUUCAUCUGAAACGACAAAAUUGCUGUAAGGAAAAUUGCAGGGGUGUUGACCGAAAAGUGAGUGGGAAGUGAAUAAAUGGAAGUUUAUAUGACAAAUUGCGUAAAUCGCAUAGCAGAAGAUUGUGCAGGAGGUCAGGACUUAUUCUUCAAAGAUUAUAAUCUUUGCUUAAUGGGCGUUUAGAAGUAAGAAGAUGCAAUGGCUGCUUCAACCUCGCAUAGUAUCGAGGAGGAUUUGAAUGGAGAAUCCGAAUCGGAAGGCAGUAGCAUUUAUCAAUGUAGUUCAGUCGUGUCUACGGUUCCAGAUCGACAUGGUUUUUUGGGAGGAUCACAAUACAGUCCAGAAAGAAAGCAGGCAAUUCCUCCAGAGGUGAUUUUGCGAAGAGAGAGGAAAUGGAUCCGUAUGUUAAAUAACUGGAACGUGUUCAUGAGCGCGAAUUACCGCAAGGUACGAGACAGAUGUCGAAAAGGCAUUCCACCUUCGGUACGGCUUCGCGCCUGGUUAAAUCUUUGUGGAGGUCAAUUACUUCUAAACCAAAACCCAAACCUCUACGAGGAGCUGAUUGCGAGGCCAGGAGACCCAAAGUAUAUCGAGGAUAUAAAAAAGGAUCUUCAUAGGCAAUUUCCCCAUCAUGAGAUGUUCGUCGACAAUGCUCCGGGUCAACAGGAACUCUUCCAGGUCCUGAAGGCUUACUCGAUUCUCAAUAGCAAAGUUGGAUAUUGCCAGGCUCAAGCUCCAAUUGCGGCUUUUCUGCUCAUGCAUAUGCCUGCCGUUCAAGCUUUCUGGUGUUUAGUUGCUGUCUCCGACAAAUAUCUUUUUGGAUAUUACAGCCAGGGAAUGGAAACCUUGCAGAAAGAUGGCGAUAUUCUAUUUGCUUUGCUCAAGAGGGUCUCUCCCGUUGCCUACAAGCAUUUGAAGAAACAGAAGAUGGAACCGAUUCUCUAUAUGACUGAGUGGUUUUUGUGCGUCUACACUCGCACUUUACCUUGGGAGAGCAUUUUGCGAAUGUGGGACAUGUUUUUGUGUGAGGGCGUCAAGAUUAUCUUUAAAGUCGCUCUGGUUUUGUUGAAAGGCUCCUUAGGGCGAACGUCUAUCACGAAAAAAUGUCCAACGAUGUAUGAAACGCUUCAAAUUCUCAGGAAUCCACCACCCGAAAUCAUGGAAGAGGAGGCUCUAGUUUAUCAGAUUCUAAAACUGAAUAUAACCGAAGAAGAUUUCAAGUACGAGCAUGAGAAGCAAAUUCUCAAGUGGAAGGCGAAAGAUCGGAAACCCGCUUCCGUAAACAAAUGGACUGAUUUAUAAAACGAUAGUAACUAAGAGCCAAAGUUGUCACACAAAAUUGUGCCUUCGUUCAAUGUCGCCUUUGUGUGAUCGACGAAUUUCAAAGAUAGUCAAUUGGUGAUUUCCAGAGCAUCGAUUAGUCGAGAAAAAAGACGUUUAUUUGAUCUGAUGAAAAAUUCUGGAUUCUUUUGCAUAAUCGUAAAAUUAAUAAGUAAACUGAAGUAGGUCAUUUUAAAUAAAUUUACGAACUAGUUUGUUUGUUGUUAAACAAACUUUAUAAAAAUCUGUUAUCACAUAGUCGAUAAGAUUUAGGCUCGAUGAAUUUUUUAUACCAGAAUUAUAGAAGACAAAAGUUGUUUCCUAAAACGACUUUGAUUUUCAAGAAAUGUUUUUUUAAGAAAAAAAUAACGAGAAGUAUGUUUAAAACAAAAAAGAAAGGUUAUUAAAGCUGUUCUUUUAAUCAAUGUGAAACGCAAUAACCUUGGCACUUUUACUGCCGUUAUUUUCCUAGGGAAAUAUAUUCGUCUUUUUAUUUAUGGUAAUGCAAACACGCAUUAUAUGAGUCUGUUUUUUUUGUAUCUAGCAUAUAGCAGUGUAAUCUGAAUAUCAACGUUUAUAUUUAUCAUCUAAAUACGCACUUCUAUCAAUCUUCAUGUACAAAUUAGCUCGUAUGCAUAAUGUAUUUUUAGAAAAAGUGGUCACCGAAUGAACUUGAUAUUUGACUGGAGUAUCCGACGAUGAAGUUUACUGAACUUAAGUUUCAUUAUAGGAAAUUUGUAGAGGCAGAAGUAUUCACAUCAUUUUAAUUUUUCAUGUAAGCAUUCCGAAUAUUUCUUGUGAGUCGCGGCUAAUAUGACGUCUCCACUCGUAACUAACUUAUUCAAGGUUCGAACAUGCAUUGGAAUACGAUGCGAAAAAUGCGUGCGGCCGUCGCUAACUACAAUGCAAAAUCUUUAAUAAAACUAAGAGAUUGUAAAAAAUAUAUAUCUAGUUAUAAUGUUUAAUAAAAGUUGAAUACCAAUAA